AUUGCAGAUUGCCCCUUUGUUUGUAUAGCUUCAUCCAUGCAACAACACAAUUAUCAUGUAUAUAAAAUAAGUACACCUUUGAAACCUAGGCCUGUAUAAUGUUUUGAACAAUGUCAGGUUACAUGUAGGCCUACCUAGUCUAUUUCUGCUUUAUUCUAAAGUAAUGUUUCUAUUGCAUUUUGACCUGUUUAUGACGUUCCCAUAAAGUUAAAACAUAUUAUUUAUAAAACUCGAGGGAUACAGCACAACACUUUUAACAAAUACAUUACAGUAUUUUAGUUUUGACGCAUAUUAGCAUGCACAUAGCCCAGUCUGCCCAACAUAAGGGUCCAACAUCUCUAGAAUGAAGAUGUUGAGCUUUUGUGAACUACGUUUUCGCACUGUCAUUAUUUCCGUUUCCACUUCCAAGAAGCAACACGCUUUUUCGAGGCUUCUCAUUUUCCACUCUCUCAACUCUUCCAGCCCGCUGGAUCUGUAACCAUUACUGAACUCAAACUUUAUCUUUGCAAUGGGGGACAUCGAAGCUCCGGAUACGACUGGACCGAGCCAAAGUGUCCUUCAAACUAUUCUCCCAAUCGCCAAAGAAUUCGCAUCUUCAAGGAAAGGACAACUUCUUAUUGCAGAAGUGGCUCUGUCCCUCAUCGCGUUCAUCUGUUUUGUUGCGUCCACGGCAGCAGCCUUUGUCACAGCACCCCUGAUUGAGUUCUUGGCUGCCCUCUUCCUCCUUUUUGCCUAUUCCACCAAAUUCAAUGAGCGAUUUAAGGGAUUCCACUUUCCCCUCAUGGAUUUUCUGCGCUGUGUCAGUGCGUCCAUCAUCUUUUUUAUCAUCUCCAUAAUAUCAGUUUCCAAGUUCACCGACGGGGCCUCUAAAGCAGCAGGGGUGUUCGGGUUCAUUGCCACCAUUGUUUUUGCGCUCGAUUUCUACUUCAUCUUUAAUGACCUGGCUAAUUUUCUCAAACAAGGAGGGGACUCGGGUGACGACCCACCAAGAACCUCAGAGUACAACGACUCAGACUCUGACUCAGACUGAAGAGAUUCUACCCCAGGGACGGUGUGUGUGUGUCCAAUCUACCAUGCCUGGCAGGAAGACAGCCAUACUGCAGACAUCAACGUUUUCCUGAAGGAUUCACAUUUAAUUUGAAACUGAUGUGAAAACAGGUUUCCAAUCUGUCUUUAGCGCUUUGGAAUGCUGACACAUACAAUGAUCAAUUACAGUAACAGUAUUAUUUUCCAAAUGCGCUAAAAUUUCCCAAACUCUGAAAUACAUUUCUGAAGUUGGGAAUGUGGUAGUUUUGGUGAUGGCUAUUGGUUUACAGUUGCUCAGCCUCCAUAAUGCCAAGAGGAGCAUGGGGAACAAAGGCAGAUGACACUACAUUUAAAUGGAAGAAUCUGGAGAAAUUCCCUGUUUUUAUGAGGUUUACAUAAUUGAAAAGAUUGGCAGCUGGUUGGCUGGUUACACCAUCUGUCCAAUCAUCAUACUGGCUUUGCUUGAUUUUUCCAUUUCUGGUAACCUUUAUUGAAAAUGUUCCUAUAUCUGAUGUGAUAUCCUUGCAUAACAAUCAUUUUGUGACAGAUCCAUGUUCACCGAGCUGAAAAGACUUACUGUGCAUGGCACUUAGCAACUCUUACCGGACUGCCCAAAUGGCCACUUCCUGUUUGAAUUUGGAUUUGUCCGCGGAAUGUUUUCUUUUCUACCAAUUCCAAAAACUUUUGAUAAUGGAAAAGCACUGAGACUUUUGUGAUUGUGUUUUGAAAAGUAAACUGCAAAUGUGGUAGGACUGCAUUCAUUGAUAAAUGGUACACCAAAAUGUUUUCCUAUUUAAAAUGGUUCCUAUUAAGGUUUUCUUACCAGGUUUGUACAUCAAACAUUUAUCAAUUUUGCAGGUCAUGUAAAGAAAAGAAGAAAAAGGAAUCAGUUGAUUUUCAGCCAGUGUAAGCUUUACUUUGUUUAAUAAAAUAUUAAGACAACA
Molecule: messenger RNA, 1970 nt
Organism: Oncorhynchus masou masou (cherry salmon)
Lineage: Eukaryota; Metazoa; Chordata; Actinopteri; Salmoniformes; Salmonidae
Product: CKLF-like MARVEL transmembrane domain-containing protein 3
Exons: 5
Coding region: 509-1030 (173 amino acids)
Cellular component (GO): membrane
Source: RefSeq, a predicted model, not a curated record